Ruditapes philippinarum (Manila clam) is the source of this 2512-nucleotide messenger RNA. Its product is annotated as adenosine receptor A1-like. Gene Ontology annotation, biological process: G protein-coupled adenosine receptor signaling pathway. The record is from RefSeq and is a predicted model, not a curated record. The transcript is spliced from 2 exons. Gene Ontology annotation, molecular function: G protein-coupled adenosine receptor activity. The coding region runs from base 499 to 1542 and encodes 347 amino acids. Gene Ontology annotation, cellular component: membrane. Lineage: Eukaryota; Metazoa; Mollusca; Bivalvia; Venerida; Veneridae.
UCCACGGAUACGCAGAUGACAACCUAACAACAGAUUCUUACUUGUUUGAAGUACACUCGAUUAUUUCAUAGCUAUUAUUAAUCGUGUUAAAUUCGUUAGGAGAGAGUGAGAUUUCUCUUGACAAAGAUUUCUCUUAAUUUUUUUUUUAUUUUAAUUUCCCCAAUUAGAGACAGAAUUAGAUUAAAAACUGUAAACGCGGAAAUUUUCUUGUGUCGGAAUAGUGAUCGACAUGACGUAAUGAGAGCUAAAAAGACAGGAAGUAAACUAGUAUUUAUUUGAAUUGCCUGAAGCCUUCUGGUUGAUUGACGGAUGACAUAGAAAAAUAUACUAUAGUAAACUGUAAGUGUAACAGUGAUAUAUAUAUCGUAAUAAAAUAAUUUAAUCUAGUUAACGUUUGUAUAUCAUCAAAAUUAAGUUAUUGGAUGCACACAAAUUCCUUCAAUAUCGAUCAGUUCUAGUGAAAAUUGUGAAAAGUGAAGACAUUGCUGACAUAUUUAUAUGGAUACAAUCAGUAUUGUUUAUAUCAGUGCGGAAGUGAUUAUUGGCGUGGCCUCGUGCGGCGGAAAUGGAUUGGUUCUAUUAGCUAUUUUAAAACAUCGCAGACUGCAGACAGUUACAAACUGUUUCAUUGGUAGCUUGGCGUUGGCAGAUUUUUUAGUUGGGGUCGUCGUCGCUCCAUUGGCAGCUUUAAGCUAUUUAGGACUACCUCAUAAUUUUUCUGGCUGUGUUUUUACAAAUUCGAUUAUUGUUGCAUUCACACAAGUGUCUAUUUUCAACUUGUUAGCCGUGGCAUUUGAGAGAUAUUUUGCGAUCAAACAUCCGUUUGCAUACACGAAGCAUCUAGAUAUUAAGCUUUCUUUGCUGGUAAAUGCUGGAGUAUGGUUUCUAGGUAUGGUUAUCGGAUUAAUACCAUUGUUCGGAUGGAAUCUUGAGGACAAACGUAACGAAAAUUGGACUUGUAAUUUUGAAACUGUUAUAGACAUGGAAUAUACAGUGUAUUUCCAUUUCUUUGGAUGUAUUGUGAUACCUUUGAUUAUUAUAAUUGCUAUAUAUUGUUAUAUUUUCAUAAUUGUGCGGCAGCACAUGUCUAGGAUUACAGCUCUGACUAUCCCAUCGCCGCAAUACAGCACGUCAAGUAGUUUAACAAAAUUUAAAAAAGAAAUUCAAGCCGCAAAAUCACUUGCUAUUGUUAUUUUAUUAUUUGCAAUCUCUUGGAUUCCAAUACAUGUUCUCAAUACUAUAACGUUGAUGUGCACAAAUUGUUCUAGCCCAGUAGAACUUUUACUAGCAACGAUAGUGCUGAGUCAUGCUAAUUCCGCCAUAAACCCGUUCCUAUAUGCAUACAGUAACGGUAAUUUUAAAAGCGCAUUUAAGAAAAUGUUUUGUAAUCAGACUACUAAUGAAACACAUACAACAGCCAAUGCUGGAAAUUCACAAAUACAAAGUACAAGAAGCGUGGCAAACAUUUCAGGUAACCUGGAUAUUGAGAGUCAGCAGCAGAACAUUGUAAACUUGUUAAGCUAUAAGAAACUUUUAAGAUAAGUGUAAAUAAAAGUUAGUUCAUUAAAAACUUGGUUGAUUUCAAAAUGAAUUCAUCAUUUGUGUUUAAAUUUCCCUUUGCACUCAAAGGGUGGUGUCAUCCUGGCGAUUAGAUCUUUCCGCCAUUUUUUAUCAUUUCAAUGAACAAUUAAAUCAUUCGGAACAUCUCGGGUCUGACAACCAUAAUUAAUUGAAAAAUGCCCAAUUAUAACCAAAUCCGAUUUUGUAUUUUCAGUUUCUACAACCAUAAUAAUAAGUAAUAUAAAUAAUGUAUUGUUUACUUUUAUAUUGAUAAAUGCACUAAAUUUAGGUGGACUUUUGCUUGAUAUAUUGGUGUAAAUUUUGUCAUCAACUCCUAGCAUUAAAUUACUAUUUGUUUAGUUUCUUAGCGUAGGUUGGACUUCGAGAUUUUUCUCUAGAAGGGACAGACUCUACACUUUAUCCUAUUAAAAAUAUGAAAGAAAAGGUUUUAUACACGCAGAACACAAAAUGUCACGUGGUAUAGCAAUUCCUAUUUUGGGACCUCAAGCUAAUACAUAAGUAACUCCGAAACUCAGCUCAUUUUUUUAAAUGCAAUGCAAAUUGCAUGUAUUGUUAAUUAUGCAUGGUUUGGACAACUUUUUCAUAAUUUGCAAUUCGGAUCUGAUACGACCUUUUCAUGAGUAAUCUAUAAAAUAUGAUGAUAUAUGCAACACAGAAUAUGGCAUUCCAUUUACAUGCGGUUCACUAGAAAUAACCAUUAAUUAUUUUAUAUUUUAAAUGAACUUAACUUUUCACAUAAGAACCUCACAAAAUGUUUUGUUUAACUAUUUUUUAAGUUGUCUGUGUUUGCAGACAAUAUGUUGUCGUUUUUAUCUUUAAAAAAUUGUGGACUAUAGACAACGUUAUUCUAAUUUCGAAUACAUGUCAACUUAAACAUCUUAUAUGGCCAAAACUUUGUUAGCAUGAUCCUGAUACUCAUACUGACCGUCUA